UUGCAGAUGUUGCCGUCAUAUUGACUGAAGUGGGUGCUGAUAACUGAUCCAAUUGUUAUUCAGGCAGCAUUGCUUCACAACACUGUUGAGGAUACAAAUACACCAAUGAGGAAAUAGCAUCUUAGGCAAAGAAGUAGCAGGUGUGGUCGCAGAGGUCACUGAUGAUAAAUCACUAUCAAAACAAGAGUGAAAAUGUCUCCAAACCGUGAACGCACCUAAGAAAACUUGUCGUGCAAAACCCGCAAAAAUAGCAGAUAAGACCCCAGUUGGUUGGACAGAUGAUCGAGAAGUGGAAUAAUUUGAAAGGGAAAAAAGGUCAUUGACGGAAUCUGUGGAACAAACAAAGCAAUGGAGCACACUUUCAAUGCCAUGUUUGCAGCACAUGUAAUUCAGUAGUCAUAGAGUAAUUUUAACAGGUUAGGUUCGUAAACAGUUUACGACAUAGCUGGCAAGGAGUCCUUGCUAAGCAAUGACAGUACUUGUAUUUCAAUUUGAAAUCUAUGUUAGAUUGUUCAAGCACGAGGACUUUGUAUUGGCCUGAAUAUUGCGGCGACAUUUAGCCGCUAAAAAGCACCAGAAUGGCACCUAAAUCAUCCUUUACUUGUGUACAAUGCGAGAAAUCUUUUUCAACUGAGCAUCGUCUCGUUGAACAUAUUCGUAUUCACACAGGAGAAAAACCAUUCCAAUGCAAAUAUUGUGAGAAAUCAUUUUCAGCGAAGGGAUCUCUAUCACGUCAUAAACGUAUUCACACAGGAGAAAAACCAUUUCAGUGCAAUUAUUGUGAGAAAUCAUUUUUACAGAAUGGAACAUUAUCGAGGCAUGAACGUAUUCACACAGGAGAAAAACCAUUCCAAUGCAAAUAUUGUGAGAAAUCAUUUUCACACAAGGUAACUUUAUUGUCUCAUGAACAUAUUCACACAGGAGAAAAACCAUUCCAAUGCAAAUAUUGUGAGCAGUCAUUUUCACGGAAGGGAACAUUAUUGAGGCAUGAACGUAUUCACUCAGGAGAAAAACCAUUUCAGUGCAAAUAUUGUGCAAAAUCAUUUUCACGGAAGGGAACAUUAUUGAGGCAUGAACGUAUUCACUCAGGAGAAAAACCAUUUCAGUGCAAAUAUUGUGAAAAAUCAUUUUCACACAAGCGAAAUCUAUCGCGUCAUAAACGUAUUCACACAGGAGAAAAACCAUUCCAAUGCAAAUAUUGUGAGAAAUCAUUUUCACGGAAGGUGACUUUAUUGUCUCAUGAACAUAUUCACACAGGAGAAAAACCAUUUCAGUGCAAAUAUUGUGAGAAAUCAUUUUCACAGAAGGGAACAUUAUUGAGGCAUGAACGUAUUCACUCAGGAGAAAAACCAUUUCAGUGCAAAUAUUGUGAAAAAUCAUUUUCACGCAAGCGAAACCUAUCACAUCAUCAACGUAUUCACACAGGAGGAAAACCAUUCCAAUGCUCAUAUUGUGAGAAAUCAUUUUCACAGAAGGUAACUUUAUUGUCUCAUGAACAUAUUCACACAGGAGAAAAACCAAUCCAAUGCAAAUAUUGUGAGAAAUCAAUUUCACAGAAGGGAACAUUAUUGAGGCAUGAACGUAUUCACUCGGGAGAAAAACCAUUUCAGUGCAGUCAUUGUGAAAAAUCAUUUUCACAGAAGGUAACUUUAUUGUCUCAUGAAAAUAUUCACACAGGAGAAAAACCAUUCCAAUGCAAAUAUUGUGAGAAAUCAUUUUCACAGAAGGGAACAUUAUUGAGGCAUGAACGUAUUCACUCGGGAGAAAAACCAUUUCAGUGCAGUCAUUGUGAAAAAUCAUUUUCACAGAAGGGAAAUCUAUUAACUCAUAAAGGUAUUCACACAGGAGAAAAACCAUUCAGAUAUAUACAGUGUGAAAAACCAUUUUGCUCUCAGCAGGCUCUUCGCCAUCACGUUCACAUUCACACAGGAGAAAAACCAUUCAGAUGUGUACAAUGUGAUAAAUCAUUUGUCUCAAAGCUGGCUCUUGUCAGACAUAUUGGUAUUCAUGCCAGAGACAAACCAUUCCAACUCAACUUCAACUGUAAAUAUUGUCAUAAAAUCUUCAAGAGUGAGUCUGACUUACAAAAACAUAAGCGCAGCCACAAUCAUGGUACGCGCAAAUCUUUGAAGGUGUCUGUUGAAAGUCCCGGAAAGGAUAAACGUUCAAAGCCAAAACGUGGCAAAGCUAUGAAAAGUUCUUGUUCAUUGUCUCGUCAUGAACUAACUGUUGUGGCAGAAGAACCUGCAGUAGAACUAACCGAUCAUUUAAAUAGCAAAUAUUCUCUAAAUGGACGAAACCCAAAACCUGCAUGUUUUGCGGCAAAUGAAUGUUUGAUCAGCAGAAAGACUGAGAGUAAGGUAUCGAAGUUGCCCGCUGCAGUAGGGUGUUCUGACAUGGAUAUCAAGGACACGGCUGCAAAAAUGUCUGGUAUCAAUGGGAGUGAAACUCUAGGUCUGGGUAGUACUGCGAAAACUGAGGAAUAUAAAGUUUGGCGGCUGGCUGUGAAACGAAGGUUGAUACAUGAUUCUAUUGAGCAUCAUUCUUAUCAGCAGGGAAAUGUUACGAGUGAACUCAUUGACAUGUUUGCUGCUGACCAGUCUAAUGGAAGAGUUGAACCAGCUAACACAUCUGCUACAGGGCAGGUCAGGGCUGAAAGAGACCUACAAGUUGUUCAUGUUAGAGAGGAGAGAAAUGUCCUCAGUGGGAACUUUAAUCUGCCAGCUGCAGAAAUCAACUGUUUCAAAAGUGUACUACGUCAAUCUGACAUAUAUCCUAUAGAACAGACCAAUGUCAAAAGCUUCCCAUGUGACAUAUCACCUAUAGAACAGAACAAUAUCAAAAUUGACACAUAUGACAUAUCUCCUAUAGAACAGACCAAUAUCAAAAGAGAUCCAUGUGACAUAUCUCCUAUAGAACAGGCCAUUGUCAAAAGUGACCCAUGUGAUAUAUCUCCUCUGGAACAGGCCAAUGUCAAAAUUGACCCAUGUGACAUAUCUCCUAUAGAACAGGCCAAUGUCAAAAUUGACCCAUGUGACAUAUCACCUAUAGAACAGGCCAAUGUCAAAAGUGACCCAUGUGACAUAUCUCCUAUAGAACAGGCCAAUGUCAAAAGUGACCCAUGUGACAUAUCACCUAUAGAACAUGCCAAUAUCAAAAGUGACCCAUGUGACAUAUCACCUAUAGAACAGGCCAAUGUCAAAAGUGAGCAAUAUGACGUAUCUCCUAUAGAACAGGCCAAUGUCAAAAGUGACCCAUGUGACAUAUCACCUAUAGAACAGGCCAAUGUCACAAGUGACCCAUGUUACAUAUUUCCUAUAGAACAGGCCAAUGUCAAAAUUGACCCAUGUGACAUAUCUCCUAUAGAACAGGCCAAUGUCAAAAUUGACCCAUGUGACAUAUCACCUAUAGAACAGGCCAAUGUCAAAAGUGACCCAUGUGACAUAUCUCCUAUAGAACAGGCCAAUGUCAAAAGUGACCCAUGUGACAUAUCACCUAUAGAACAUGCCAAUAUCAAAAGUGACCCAUGUGACAUAUCUCCUAUAGAACAGGCCAAUGUCAAAAGUGACCCAUGUGACAUAUCACCUAUAGAACAGGCCAAUGUCACAAGUGACCCAUGUGACAUAUCUCCUAUAGAACAGGCCAAUGUCAAAAGUGAGCAAUAUGACGUAUCUCCUCUAGAACAGGCCAUUGUCAAAAGUGACCCAUGUAACAUAUCUCCUAUAGAACAUGCCUGUGUCGAAAUUGACCCAUGUGACAUAUCUCCUUUAGAACAGGCCAAUGUCAAAAGUGACCCAUAUGAUGUAUCUCCUAUAGAACAGGCCAUUGUCAAAAAACAGGCCAAUGUCAAAAGUGACCCAUGUGACAUAUCACCUAUAGAACAUGCCAAUAUCAAAAGUGACCCAUGUGACAUAUCACCUAUAGAACAGGCCAAUAUCAAAAGUGACCCAUGUGACAAAUCUCCUAUAGAACACGCCAUUGUCAAAAGUGAGCAAUAUGACAUGUCUCAUCUAGAGCAGGGUUGUACCGUACAGGUAGCUGGACCUUGUGACAUGUAUCCCACAGGAGAGGCCAAUGUGUUAAGUGAGAUCAGCAACAUGUCUCCUAUAGAGAAGGUCCAUGUCAAAAGUGAGCCACUUGACGCAUCUCCAUUAGAGCAGGCCAAUAUCGAAAGAGAAACAUGUAACAUUUCUCCUGUAGAGUUGGCCAAUGUCAAAAGUGAAGCAUGUGACAUAUCUCCUAUCGAGCAAAUCAGUGUGAAAAGUGAGUCAGGUGAUGACACGCCUCAAGCAGGGCAUGAUUUAGUAGAGCAGGAAAACUCCAGUGGUGCACAGGUUGAUAUGUCUAAGAUUGAUGAAUACAUUGCAGUGUUUGAUCGCUGGGCAGAAAUGUUUUGUACUUAA
Lineus longissimus is the source of this 4403-nucleotide messenger RNA. RefSeq lists its product as uncharacterized. Lineage: Eukaryota; Metazoa; Nemertea; Pilidiophora; Heteronemertea; Lineidae. Gene Ontology annotation, molecular function: RNA polymerase II cis-regulatory region sequence-specific DNA binding; DNA-binding transcription factor activity, RNA polymerase II-specific. The record is from RefSeq and is a predicted model, not a curated record. Bases 579 to 4403 code for a protein of 1274 amino acids. The transcript is spliced from 4 exons. Gene Ontology annotation, biological process: regulation of transcription by RNA polymerase II.